AAAGUGGGGAUCAGACUGUUUCAGAUGCUGAUGGAUCCAUUCUUUCAUUUGUCAGAUGAGCGAACGUUUACCGAAAUGUUCAUUGUUCCACCAAAAGGCACUACAGAUCCACUCACGGUGACGAGAUGUGGCCGAACGGUAGUGACCCCAUCAGAAUCGGAAAUUUCGUUCUGGUUUCAGCCACACGGUUCGUUUCGGGACUAUAUGCUGCUGAGUGCCAGUCUGGAGUCGUUUCAUGAUGUGGUCGAUUCGAGGUUAUCUACCCGGCUUGUAGCAAAAUCCGCAGCUUUCUGGCAGAUGGUUCAUAGCUAUGGUGGACUUCAUGAAGAGCUAGCUGACGCGAUGGCUGAUAUUAGGAAAGUACGAUCCAAUUUGCAAGCCGUAGCCAAUCUGGUUUGUGAAAGGGCUAGGAAUAUAAUGAGUUUGUAUGAAAAACGCGAAAAGAAGCAGAAACUACUCGCUAAGUUGUAUGAUGUAGCCUGUCUUCGUGAAGCCCAAACGACGGUGCAGAUGCUGUUGAACCAAAGCGAUUACCCGAAAGUCAUCGAAUGUAUCGAAACAAGUGAAGAGGUGCUCAAUUCUGAGCUCAGUGGAGUCCAAUGCUUCAGGCACCUUGGAUCGCAACUGAGGGAAUUGUAUGGUGUGAUAGGUCGAAUGAUGCUAGAUGACUUUGCGUCCUUGAUCCAAAAGGAAUUUGGCACGAAGCCUGAAGAGGGUGGAGAGUUAUCGUGUGUUCUGAUGGGUUUGAUACAAGUUCGACGAUUCGGGUUCAUGUCUAUGGUGAGAACUGAAAUAAUGGAAGCGCUAAAAGGUAUUCUGCGGCACGAAGUCAAACUGCACAUCGUAGAAAGCGGCCUCGACCUUACUGACUUUGACCCUACUCUCAACCAGCUCGGAGAGCCAGUGCGACGAUUGAAAUUUAGUGAUUGGUUAAAAACUGUAAAUGAUGUCACAAAGGAGUUCUUCGAUUUUUGCAGACGGGUCCAGAACCUCCAAGAUGUGAUUCACGAAAGUGCAGAACGUGUACGGAACAACGCCAGCGUAACAGGACUUAAUGGCUCACCUUUUGUUAGUGAAGAUUCAUUGCAAUUACGACCUCCGGUAGAUUUGUCUUCGAGUGACCAAGAUGUUGCGUUUGGUAGCGCUGGAGCUUCAACACCUGGAGAUACAUCUGGGGAUCCAGCAGCAUUACUUGCUGUCGAGAUACGUUCUUUACCUCAGCUCCUCCGAACAGCCUCGAUUUUGACUGAAUUCGCCCAUCACUGUGCACAAGGUCGCCUCUGCCGGUUACUAAUUGCUCGAUUCAAGGUGAAGGGUGUGCCAGACCUUACCUCUCCAGAACAACUUAAUGAGAUGAUUACUUUAUUGCGAGAAUACCAACAGGAUUGUGCAAACCAAGGAUGGCAUAAAGUAGAGAAAUUGUGCUUAGAGUAUAUUGAACGUUUUCAUACGCAACGGCGUUCCAAGAUGAGUGGUAUGCUGGAUGCAGAGUUAUGGAAAGCGUCCGAAGUAGGAGCUGAGUUCCAGUGUCUCGUAGAUGAAUCGCUUCGCACAGGUCGAUUAAAAAACGUUCCUGCGCCAAGCCUUUCGGUAGGAGGAGAAGCGGUCAUCGUCGAUAGCACGCCUUAUGUUGUAGUAAGCUCUGCUCUGGUAUUUUUAAAAAUACUCGCUGAUUAUUGCGAAUGUUUUGUUGCUCUACCGGAAUUCGCUGCCGAUAUCUUAUCUCGGGUCGUCGAGCUUCUCAAAGGAUUCAAUAGUCGCUGCUGUCAGCUGAUCCUGGGAGCCGGAGCCUUGCAGCUGGUUGGCUUGAAAACGAUUUCUGUGCGGAAUCUAGCUCUUGCCUCACGAUCCCUGCAGUUGAUCGUCCACUUUGUGCCAUUUGUAGCUCAUGAGGCUGAACUUUCCCUCAAGGAAGACCAGAAACACCUCCUGCGUCAUUUCAAACAGGUUUUAGCUUUAACUGACUACGGGGACCAUAUAAAGGAGAUUACAUCGAAACUCGUUAGUGUUAUUGAUCAUCAUACAACAAAUUGUUUAAAUAAUGUAGUGCCAUCGUCGUCUUUCCAACAGAUCUGCCGUCAAAUGCAAAAGUUUCAUAAUGGUCUAGCAGGCAUAAUACCAGAUGAUCAAAUAAAGUCUCUGUUUGAAACGGUACACGAGCAUUUCAAAGGUAACUUGAAACUGCACUUAGCACGGAUUGGAAUUUCGCCCCACGAUUCGCUCAAAUAUGGAUUCGUCUCGCAAGACUACGCCUUUUAUGCGCAGAGUCUCCGAGCAAUGUCAAGCUGUUCGGACCUUAAUGUCGAGUCACUUAACGAUGUUAUUUAUGGACGGUGA
This is a messenger RNA of Haemonchus placei, 2337 nucleotides long. The record is from the annotation of a GenBank genome assembly. NCBI's taxonomy places the organism in Eukaryota, Metazoa, Nematoda, Chromadorea, Rhabditida, Trichostrongylidae.